GACAGUAUUUAUUGGGCACACCUACUCUGACUGAGGCAUUUUGGACUUGCUAGGACAGUGAUAAGGGCCUUGGGUACAAAAUGCUCCUGAUUCUGGUGUAGCUCCAUGGCGAGUCAGAACACUGAACAGGAAUAUGAAGCCAAGCUGGCCCCAUCUGUUGGUGGAGAGCCAACAAGCGGGGGCCCAUCUAGUUCUUCACCUGAUCCAAAUCCAGAUUCCAGCGAGGUUUUGGACAGGCACGAGGACCAAGCCAUGAGCCAAGAUCCAGGCUCCCAAGAUAACUCACCACCAGAAGACCGAAACCAACGCGUGGCCAACGUGGAAGACAACCACAACCUUUUUAGGCUUUCCUUCCCAAGAAAGCUUUGGAUGAUUGUGGAGGAAGACACAUUCAAGUCUGUGAGCUGGAAUGAUGACGGAGACGCCGUGAUCAUCGAGAAGGAUCUCUUCCAGAGGGAGGUUCUUCAACGGAGAGGUGCAGAGAAGAUCUUCGAAACAGACAGCUUGAAGAGUAUCAUUCGCCAGCUGAACCUCUAUGGAUUCUGCAAAAUACGCUCAAGCAACUCUCCAGGAAACAAGAAAAUGAUGAUCUACCGCAACUCCAAUUUUCAGAGAGACAAGCCCAGGCUCCUGGAGAAUAUCCAGAGAAAUCACCGCAGAAACACCGCUCAGCAAGCGACCCGUGUCCCAACUCCAAAGAGAAAGAAGCUGGUAGCUACAAGACGCUCCCUACGUAUCUAUCACAUCAAUGCCAGGAAAGAAGCAAUCAAAAUGUGUCAGCAGGGAGCCCCCAGUGUUCAGGGACCCAGUGGCACCCAGUCCUUCAGGCGCUCUGGCAUGUGGUGGUCCAAGAAGAGUGCCACUAGGCAUCCCCUGGGAAAUGGGUCCCCUCAGGAACCAAAUGGCCCAAGUUGGGAGGGCACCUCUGGGAAUGUCACAUUUGCAUCUUCUGCUACUACCUGGAUGGAAGGCACAGGGCAAGUGCCUAGUAGUCUGGUUUACUCAGAUAAUGGUAGUGUAAUGUCUUUGUACAAUAUCUGUUACUACGUUCUGUUGGCCUCCCUCUCAGUCAUGUCUCCAAAUGAGCCCUCUGACAAUGAGGAGGAGCAGGAAGGCUCCUCAGAUGACAAGUAUAGGCUAUGUGAACAGUUCAGAAACAAUGCAAGUCCAUGAACUCACAGGCCACUAAUGGCCCAUAAAAGUUGCCAUUUUCUAAUGAGAAACACAUUUUUGGUCUUAAUAAAGAAAAACAAAAUUCCAUGGAAAUAAAUAAUAAACAAUUUAAAUGAGAA
Messenger RNA from Pongo pygmaeus (Bornean orangutan), 1292 nucleotides. RefSeq names its product heat shock transcription factor family, X-linked member 3 (gene HSFX3). Bases 106 to 1173 code for a protein of 355 amino acids. The transcript has 2 exons. Gene Ontology annotation, biological process: regulation of DNA-templated transcription. The record is from RefSeq and is a predicted model, not a curated record. NCBI's taxonomy places the organism in Eukaryota, Metazoa, Chordata, Mammalia, Primates, Hominidae. Gene Ontology annotation, molecular function: sequence-specific DNA binding; DNA-binding transcription factor activity.